UGUGUAUAUUGCUGGUUUUCCUGAGUAUACACAGCCAAUGAUUGAUCAUUUAGUUAACAUGAAGAUUAACCACUGGGAUAGUGUUAUUCGAGAACUUUCAACCAAAGCUCUGCAUAACCUUACACCACGGGCUCCUGAAUACAUGGCAAAUGUGGUUUUGCCAAGACUUCUACCUUUAUCAGUGGGCACAGAUCUGCACACACGCCAUGGGGCAAUUCUUGCCUGUGCUGAGAUCACCCAUGCACUGUGUAAACUAGCAGAAGAGAAUAAUAGAUCUAUAACAUACUAUUUCAAUGAAAAAUCAUUGGAGGGACUGAAGCAAAUCCAUCAAGAGCUUUGCAGUCGUCAGUUAUACAGGGGUUUAGGUGGAGAACUGAUGAGACCAGCUGUCUGCACUUUAAUUGAAAAAUUGUCACUAUCAAAAAUGCCAUUUAGAGGAGAUCCAAUAAUCGGUGGCUGGCAGUGGUUAAUAAAUGACAGUCUAAGAAGUCUCUCUCUUGUUUCAAGCGCUGCACAACAGCAUAUAAAGGAGUCUGCAGUCUCUGCACUGGCUGCGCUGUGUAAUGAAUAUUACAUCAAUGAAAAGGGAGAAGCUGAUCCAGCUCUACAGGAUGAGCUGGUGACACAGUAUGUUUCGGAACUACAAAACACAGAGAAAAUGAUUCGUUGUGGCUUUUCACGGGCUCUUGGGGCCCUUCCAAGAUUUCUGCUGAAGGGCAGGCUCCAACAGGUUUUGGAAGGUUUGAAAAAAGUUACUUUAAUUUCUCCUGCAGAUGUGAGCUUUGCAGAAUCCAGAAGAGAUGCCCUAAUAGCAAUUGCAAAGGUUUGCCAGACUGUAGGUGUAAAGGGAGAAGGAUCCCAGGAAGAAUAUGUCUGCAGAGAUAACGUUGCUCAGAUUUAUGCUACGCUGCUAAAUGGUGUGACCGACUACACCACAGACAGCCGAGGAGACGUUGGAGGAUGGGUCCGUGAAGCUGCUAUGACAAGUUUAAUGGAAGUGACGCUCCUGCUGGUUCAGAAUGAAAUGGAGUUAAUUGACGCCAACAUCUGCAAACAGAUUAUGUGCUGGCUGGCCCAACAGUCGGCUGAAAAAAUCGAUAAAUUCCGAGCUCAUGCAGGAUCAGUGUUCCUUACUCUUUUACAUUUUGACCAUCCUCCAGUUCCACACAUACCUCAUCGAGAAGAGCUAGAGAAGAUAUUUCCAAGGUCAGAGAAAGAGACUCUAAACUGGAACGCUGCAUCAGAAGCUUUCCCUCGAAUCACCCAGCUUUUGGGUUUGCCAGCAUACCAAUACUAUGUGCUCUUGGGGCUCUCGGUGUCUGUUGGUGGAUUAACAGAAACAACGCUCAGAUACUCUGCCCAGAGCCUUUUUGACUACAUGAAAAAAAUCCAGAAUGAUUCCAGUGCUAUGGAGAGUUUUUGUGAGACGUUGCUGAAGGUCUUUGAGGACAACUUGCGGAAUGACCGGGUAUCUGUACCUCUCCUGACAAUGCUGGAUCAAAUGCUGGCAAAUGGCUGUUUUGAUAUAUUUACCAUGCAAGAGAACCAUCCCUUUUCAGUGAAGUUAUUUACCCUUUGUAAAGAAGAGAUCAAACGAUCCAAAGACAUCCGGAAGCUUCGCUCCAGCAUAGGAGUGUUUUGUGGCCUGAUUCAAUUUCAAGGAGACAUGAGAGAGAAAGUUUUUUUUCAGUUGUUUCUCCUUCUUUGCCAUCCCUUCCCUGUAAUCCGGAAAACAACUGCCAGUCAAGUGUAUGAAAUGUUGAUAACCUACAGCGACGUCGUUGAUCCUACCAUUAUGGAUGAGGCUAUGACCAUACUCAGCGAUACCAACUGGGAAGCUGAACUGCCAGUAGUAAGGGAGAAACGCAACUGGCUCUGUGACCUCAUGAAAGUGCCCAAACCGCAGCUGGUGCCCAAGUUGCAUUUAGAAUUGCGUCAGCCUUUUUCAGCAUCUGUGGCUGAAAGUCACCAGGUCUGUUCUCCAGAGCAUCGAAAGCUGAUCUUGGGUAACGGAGCUUUGAGAGCACCUCUGGGACUGGCUCUUGUGAGA
This is a messenger RNA of Balearica regulorum gibbericeps (East African grey crowned-crane), 2050 nucleotides long. Lineage: Eukaryota; Metazoa; Chordata; Aves; Gruiformes; Gruidae. The record is from RefSeq and is a predicted model, not a curated record.